This is a messenger RNA of Phytophthora sojae, 339 nucleotides long. RefSeq lists its product as hypothetical. The transcript has a single exon. Gene Ontology annotation, biological process: protein folding. The record is from RefSeq and is a predicted model, not a curated record. Gene Ontology annotation, molecular function: protein folding chaperone. Gene Ontology annotation, cellular component: prefoldin complex; cytoplasm. NCBI's taxonomy places the organism in Eukaryota, Oomycota, Peronosporomycetes, Peronosporales, Peronosporaceae. Bases 1 to 339 code for a protein of 112 amino acids.
AUGGCGGAGCAGAUCACGGAGCAGCAGGUGGUGGCCACGUACAAGAGUCUGCGCGCCGAGGUGCGGCAGAUGGCCGAGAAGAUCGCCGAGCUGGAGGCCGAGACCACGGAGCACGACCGCGUGAUCCAGACGCUCAACGAGCUGCCCAAGGACCGCCGGGCCUACCGCAUGGUGGGCGGCGUGCUGGUGGAGCGCACGGUGCAGGAGGUGCUUCCGGCCGUGACGGCCAACCGCGACGGCAUCGCGCAGGUGCUGGCCCAGCUCAACGACAACAUCAAGCAGAAGGAGAAGGCCGCGGACGAGUGGCAGCGGAAGUACAACAUCCAGGUGCAGCAGUAA